AAUUGACGUGACGCCAAUAAAUAAACUAAACAACACAACGCGCACAAAUUAAUAAUUAAAAUAAACUAAAACUAGAAAAUUAUAAUUUUGUAGUAAAUAUGGCAGGAGAAGUUGUUGUGGACGCAUUACCAUACAUCGACCAGGGUUACGAUGAUCCAGGUGUUCGAGAAGCGGCGCUGGCCAUGGUGGAAGAAGAAUGUAGAAGAUACCGCCCCACAAAGAAUUACUUAGAGAACACGGGACCCGAACCCAGCACAGCUUUCGAGACUCCAUCGCUACAAAGAGAAAUGGAGAGGGUUCAGCAACGGCUUCCUAUGGACCCUCUUUCUAUGAAACGAUAUGAGUUGCCCCCACCCCCAGCAGGCAGGCUCGGAGAACCAGGUGCCUGGGCUGAAGCCGUGGACAAUUCUCACGCGCAGCUCUCCCAUCAAGCCACGAGGGUGCUCAACUUGGAGCUGCAGUUAUCAUACGGCACUGAGGCCUGGAGGUCUUACCUGAACACGCUACAGGCUUUGGUUACGAGGUCGCAGAAUAUACACACACAGCUUAGGAAGCAAAUAGCUGCGGUGAACUGGGAGCGCAAACGGUCUCAAACGGCAAGCGGCGCUCGCCUCCGGGCACUGAGACGUCGCUGGGCGCACCUCGUGUCAGACAACUACCGCCUGGAGAGAGCCAUCAUGCAACUAGAGAUACAAUUACAGAAGGCUAAAGGGCAAGCCACAGCGGAGGAUGGUGAAGCUGCGGACAUGGAUACCUUGGAAGCUGUUAAGCUGUUACCAGACAAACUCAAUUCAGAGACUGAAAAAGAAGUACAGAAGAAGAUCGAAGAUAUGUUUGCGGAUUAGUGCAGUAUUUAGAAUAAUUUAAGUAUACUUUUAAAGGCUGUAUAGAAUUGUAAGUUAUUGAUGAUGAAUAAAACUAUGUGAAUAUUCAA
Amyelois transitella is the source of this 934-nucleotide messenger RNA. It is a transcript of the gene BCAS2, whose product is annotated as pre-mRNA-splicing factor SPF27. Bases 99 to 845 code for a protein of 248 amino acids. Gene Ontology annotation, biological process: mRNA processing. Gene Ontology annotation, cellular component: Prp19 complex; catalytic step 2 spliceosome; precatalytic spliceosome. The record is from RefSeq and is a predicted model, not a curated record. The transcript has 5 exons. Lineage: Eukaryota; Metazoa; Arthropoda; Insecta; Lepidoptera; Pyralidae.